This is a messenger RNA of Neoarthrinium moseri, 3624 nucleotides long. RefSeq lists its product as uncharacterized. The transcript has 5 exons. The record is from RefSeq and is a predicted model, not a curated record. Gene Ontology annotation, molecular function: lipid binding. Lineage: Eukaryota; Fungi; Ascomycota; Sordariomycetes; Amphisphaeriales; Apiosporaceae. Bases 1 to 3624 code for a protein of 1207 amino acids.
AUGUCGCAGAACGAGCAGCAUGCCCCCGGGGGGCACUACUCCGGGCGCAAUCGAAUCCCGAACAUUCAACAAUUCGUCGAAAGCCUCGACCGCGACAAGAAGGAACGAGAUGCUCAGAUUGACGCCGGAGUACAGCCAAAUGGGCAGAACGGUGGCGUCAAAGAGCACAAGGUCGAGCCGAAGAAGAAGGGCCGCAUUGUGACCGACCCGGUCACUGGGAAGGAGGUUGAAAUCACGGACGUCAACCUCGAUUCCAAGGAUGCUGUCGAGAAUCCUCUCCUAUCUGUGCCCAAUGCCAACCUCGGCAAGGACACGACCGUCAAGACGGAGGCCACACAGUCUGGCGAGGAAUACAGGUACAACCAGGAUGUGACUGCACCGCCAGAUCCAGUUGCUACGGGGUCUACCUCAGAUGUUCCUAUUCAUGGCGAGAAAACCAAUGUCCUGUUCCAUCCGACGCCAUCUGUCAGCUACGAGCCCAUGUUCGCUGUUAUCGAACAGAAAGCGACAAUCCUUUGCGCCGGCAUUUUCUUUGGUAUCAUCCUUGUUGGCAAGUUCUUUGGCGGGAGGCUACUCGGGCUGAUUCCUCUUGCUAUCUGCGUCGCUUCUGGAGUAUUCCUAUGGAUGAAAGACCUCGUUAGACAAGGUCGAGAUAUCGAAUGGUCCAGCGAACAGAAGCGCGGCGAGAUGGCCACUGUGAACCUAAUUCCGGAAUCAGUAGAGUGGAUGAAUACCUUGCUGGGCAUUAUUUGGGGUCUAAUAAACCCCGAUAUGUUCGCGGCUGUGGCUGACACGCUCGAAGAUGUCAUGCAAGCUUCAGUUCCUGGUGUUAUUGAGAACGUCAAGGUAGCCGACAUCUCACAAGGAAACAACCCCAUUCGGAUUCUGAGUAUGCGCGCGCUACCUGACGAGCAUAUGAAGGAUCUCAAAGAAGAGAUGCACAAGAACAACGAGAAGGUCAAGGAUCCGCAAGAACUCGCAGCCGAUGAAGAGGGAGGCGAUUACUACAACCUGGAGGUUUCCUUCGCCUACCACGCCAAGCCUAAUGGAGAGAGUGUCUCUGCCAAGGCCGCAAACAUGGGCAUGCAAUUGAUCUUCUAUCUUGGUAUCAAAGGACUUUUCGGCGUCCCACUUCCUAUCUGGGUCGAGCUCAUUGGCCUGGUUGGAACUGUCCGCAUACGAUUGCAGAUGACCCCGGAGCCUCCUUUCUUGAAGGCAGUCACAUUCACACUCAUGGGUGUUCCCAAAGUCCAAGCUGGUUGCACUCCAAUGAUUGAGCGGGGUGUCAACAUCUUGAACCUGCCGGUGAUCUCGAACUUCGUCAACUGGGCUAUCAAGACGGCUGCGAACAUGUACGUUGCUCCCAAGAGCAUGACUCUGGAUCUUGGCAAGAUGCUCCAAGGAGACGAUAUCCAGAAAGAGACAGAAGCUCUGGGCAUUAUCUUUAUUCGCAUUCACAAGGCGACCGGACUGUCAAAGCAGGACCGCCGUGGCUCCGAAGGCGGUGGCAGCGACCCGUACAUCACAGUCAGUUUCUCCAAAUUUGGAAAGCCCAUGUACUGCACGCGUGUUAUCCAGGAUGACCUCAACCCCGUCUUUGAGGAGACCUGUGCCCUUAUGGUCACUGCAGACCUCAUCAAGGCCGACGAGCAGCUUUCCAUGGAACUGUGGGAUAGUGAUCGUUCCAGUGCGGAUGACGUUGUUGGCAAGGUCGAACUUUCGAUGCAGAAGCUCAUCCAGCACCCUGGCAAGAUGUACCAGCAGAUCUCAAAGCUUGCUGGUGUCAAGGCUGAAUCUGAGAUGCCGGGCGAACUCCACUGGGAAGUUGGCUUCUUUGGCAAGACUCAGUUCCGUGCGGCACUUCGAACUGACGGUAAGGACCUCAACCUUCCAAAGGAGCUCCGUGAUAAGAAGGAGCUGCAAGACAACAAGGGUGCCAUCGACAACGCCGAGGAAGAUGCUGUGACCCACACUCCACCUGAUCCCCUCUGGCCAACUGGCAUCCUCUCUAUUAUUGUCCACCAAAUUGUCAACCUUGAGAUGGCGAAUACACAAGGCAGUGAGGGCGGCAAAAGGAAGGGCGGUAAAGAGUAUGAGCCUGCUCGUGACGCUGGUGAGAUCAAGGAGGAGUCCAGCAAGAGAUUGCCAAGUGCGUACUGCACCAUGUUGCUCAAUGACGAGCUGGUGUACAAGACCAGAACCAAGGUGGUCUCGUCAAAGCCUAUCUUCAAUGCUGGAACUGAGCGAUUUGUUCGGGACUGGAGGUCAGCUAUCGUCACUGUUACAGUGCGUGAUUCUAAACACAGACAACACGACCCCAUUAUUGGUGUCGUACCCCUGAAGCUGUCCGAUAUUCUCCAGACCUCAAGUCAGUCAACCAGAUGGUACCCUCUUGAUGGUGGCAUCGGCUUUGGUCGCGUCCGCAUCUCCCUACUCUUCAGAUCUGUCGAGUUGAAACUGCCCCCUCAGCAGCUUGGAUGGGAUGUUGGCACCUUCGAAUUCACCUCUGACACGAUCACAUCAACUUAUGCGGAUAAGAACAAGCUUAAGUUGAAGUUGCGAACCGGCGGUAGUUCUGGCGUCGUUAAGCGCGAGCAAUGCACAGCCGAGGCAGGUCAACUUGUAUGGAACAUCAGUGGGAAAGAAAAGCAAAUCCGGCCUCGUCUACCGGUGCGGUACCGAUACAGAUCUCCCAUCUUCUUCGAGUUCCACGCAAGUCAAAAGCGAAAUGCGGAAGCCUACGCCGCUCUUUGGCUGCUGGAACUCGUUGAUGGCGAGGAGAAGGACUUCGACAUACCCAUCUGGCGUUGCAACAACGACACGCGCCUGUCGCAGAACUACAUCACUGAGGAGAACUUCAAGAGCAUCCCUGAUAUUGAUGUGCAAGAAAUUGGUCGGCUUCGCUUCCGCGGCCGCUUCAAGGCCGGAACUGACCGUGAUCACCUGCGCUUUGUGUCCGACAACGACUCGCGAGAGACGAUUGAAACUUGGGAAGCUUGCUUCUCCGAGGGUGUUCGGCAGGAAGAAGUAACCAAAGAGGUUCCUCCCGUGAUCCAGAAGCUGCACGACGACUCGUUGACUCAGGGUCGCGAUAUCCUGGCUAGUGCUUCCCCCGAGGAGAAGGAGAAGUGGCUGGCCAAGGACGGCACCGACUGGAGCGGUGCGUUCGGCAAGGACCCCGCCGCCAUCAUGAACGGCAGCGUCCACCAGGCCGACGGGGACUCCGAGGACCAGUACGAGUCGGACGAUGACUCGGAGGAGCUCAGCAGCAUGGGUUCGCCCAACCGACUGCGGCACCCGGAUACGGACCUGGGCAUUGUGGACGGAGCCACGAGCAGCAGCGGGCCCAGCGAGCCGCGCAAGAGCGCCGACACGGGCGUGACGCACGCCACGUCGGGCAGCGCCAACUCGCAGGCCAGCAAGAGCAGCAAGAACCCCAUCAAGCAGUACAAGGAGUACAAGUCCAAGAGCCGCGACCUGCACCGCCAGCACCGUGGCCUGAUGCAGUGGCGGCCCAUGCGCAACAUCCAGUUCGCUAAGGAUGAGGCCAAGUACGCGGUGCGCCGUGUCACCAAGCUGGGCGCCCUAGACGGCAGACAGCCGGACGUCGAGACUGAGGUUUAG